UGUUGGUUUUUUGUUAUAAAGACUGAAUUGGAAGAACCAUUUUGCUUUUGUUUUCUGUUUUUCUGGGUUUUUGGGUGCCAAAAGAAAACGAGCUUGAGAAGAGAAGAAGAGCGGAGAGAGAAGAGAAAAAAUGGGCAGGGGGAAAAUAGAGAUAAAGAGGAUAGAGAAUGCUAACAGCAGGCAAGUCACAUUCUCCAAGAGGCGUGCUGGGUUGCUCAAGAAGGCUAAGGAACUCGCCAUCCUCUGUGAUGCUGAGGUUGCUGUCAUCAUUUUCUCCAAUACUGGCAAGCUCUUUGAGUUUGCCAGCUCUGGCAUGAAGAAAACACUUUCUAGAUACGACAAGUGUUCUCAAGGUACUCCAGAGAUUGCUUUGGUCGAACACAAAGCAGAGAAGCAAGACUCUAAGGAGGCAGAUAAUCUAAAGGAUGAAAUUGCAAAGCUACAAAUGAAACAGUUACAGCUGUUGGGGAAGGACUUGACCAGCCUGAGCUUGAAAGAGCUUCAGCUCCUGGAGCAGCAGCUUAAUGAAGGGUUGUUAUCUGUGAAGGAGAAGAAGGAACAAUUGCUCAUGGAACAACUAGAGCAAUCAAGAGUACAGGAGCAGCGAGCUAUGCUUGAGAACGAAACUUUACGCAGACAGGUUCAGGAGCUGCGAGGUUUCUUUCCAUCAACUGCUCGCCCAGUUCAAUCCUAUCUUGAAUGCUAUGCUGUUGAAAGGAAGAAUCCUCUCAUGAACCAUAGCAUUCCCAGUCCAGAUGUGACCUGCAAUUGCACUGUUGAAAAGGGAGAUUCAGACACUACCUUGUAUUUGGGGUUGCCAAGUGACUGUCACAAGAGAAAGAAACCUGAAAGAGAAACUCAUUCCAAUGACUCAGAAAGCCAAUUGGGGCUGCUGUGAUCCUUUUCUUCAUGGUGUUCGCUCUGCCUUUUAUAUGGAUUCCAGAACUGAGAUAUGGUACAGAUGAGUCUAGUUUGGUAGUUAUUAAAACACCAGUUGUCAAAAUCAAAGAAGUCAGACAUAGUGAAGCUAUAUAUGGUUCUUUUCAGGAGGAAGACUAAGUUUUCAGGUUAUGGAUAUAGUUUAGUCUGAGCAGUUAUUGAAAAAAGAAAAGGUCAGGGAUAUUGCAAAAUAGGCUUUCCUUUAUUAAAUUUUAUUUCUUUUUAUCUUGUAUUCCAUUGCAACUUUCUUUACCAAUUGAAUUAGUGAUG
Molecule: messenger RNA, 1209 nt
Organism: Theobroma umbraticum
Lineage: Eukaryota; Viridiplantae; Streptophyta; Magnoliopsida; Malvales; Malvaceae
Gene: AGL15
Product: AGAMOUS-like 15
Biological process (GO): positive regulation of transcription by RNA polymerase II
Cellular component (GO): nucleus
Molecular function (GO): RNA polymerase II transcription regulatory region sequence-specific DNA binding; DNA-binding transcription factor activity; protein dimerization activity
Source: RefSeq, a predicted model, not a curated record